This is a messenger RNA of Pelagomonas calceolata, 195 nucleotides long. The record is from the annotation of a GenBank genome assembly. NCBI's taxonomy places the organism in Eukaryota, Pelagophyceae, Pelagomonadales, Pelagomonadaceae.
CCCGAAAAGGUGGAGCUAGCGCGCGAACUCCUGGCGCGCGGCGCGGAAGUCGACAAGACCGACUACGUCGACCGAACCGCUUUGCACUGGGCCUGUCGCGGAGUAGGCGACGCUUCCCCAGCGUUGGUAUCGUUGUUGCUGAGCGCUGGGGCCGACGUCCACGCUCGAACGAAACACACCAGAACAAUCCCAAUC